AUGUCCACGAAUUCUUCAGAAAGAACAGUCACUGCCGCCCCUUCCGCCGUGCCGGCCGCCACCGCCAACCCCAUGUCGGGUGCGCACUACUUCGUCUCCCUGAAGCUAACGAUGCACAAUUUCCUGUUUUGGAGGACGCAAAUAUUGCCUUUUCUCCGCGGUCAGGAUCUCUUAGGGUACGUGGAUGGCGAAAUCCCGUGUCCACCACCGGUCAUUGAUGCGGCUCCGGCCUCCGGCGAGUCAGCAUCCGCCACCACCACUCCAUCACUGGUCCCGAACCCUGCAUACAAAGCAUGGGUAAAACAGGACCGGUCCAUAAUGUCAUUACUCAUCUCUUCGUUAUCAGAUGAAGUUAUGCAUUUAGCGGUCGACCAUGGCACUUCCCGAGAGGUAUGGGAAUCGAUCACCACAGCCCUGAGCAGCUCCACCCGCGCUUGGUGCCUGAGUCUUCUCGGCCAGUUCCACUCUCUUCGCCAAGGGAACAGCUCCGUCACCGAAUACCUAGGCCGCACUCAAUUAUUGGUCGAAAAUAUAGCGUUGGCCGGCAGACCUAUUUCACUCGACGAACAAAACUUGUUCGUUUUUAGGGGUCUGCGUCCGGAGUACAGGGCGAUGGCGUCGUCUCUUGCAGCGGCCGGGACUCCAGUGACGAUCUCCCAAAUAUCCGAUCACUUGCAAGCCCAGGAGUUCAUUCAUUCCGAAGAUUUUCCGGCGGGAUCUGACGUCGGCUUCGGUGCUGCUCCAGUCGCGAACUAUGCGGGGCGGGGCAGGCACAAUGGUGGCGGACGAAGCUCCGGCAAUGGCCAGAGCCGGGGCAAUGGUAACCGCGGACGAGGAGGUAACCGUGGACGUGGCCGGAACAAUCUCCCACGCUGCCAAAUCUGCCGAAAUCAGGGGCAUACGGCCGUGACAUGCUACCAGCGGUAUACCGGGCAGUCACAGCCGCAGGCCCACGUUGCGGUGACCGCCGAUGAUGGUGUCUCGGGAGGAUCCGGCGGCUGGUUUCCCGACACCGGUGCCUGGGCUUAG
Messenger RNA from Ipomoea nil (Japanese morning glory), 1029 nucleotides. RefSeq lists its product as uncharacterized. Bases 1 to 1029 code for a protein of 342 amino acids. The transcript has a single exon. Lineage: Eukaryota; Viridiplantae; Streptophyta; Magnoliopsida; Solanales; Convolvulaceae. The record is from RefSeq and is a predicted model, not a curated record.